Molecule: messenger RNA, 2085 nt
Organism: Eremothecium sinecaudum
Lineage: Eukaryota; Fungi; Ascomycota; Saccharomycetes; Saccharomycetales; Saccharomycetaceae
Gene: CAF4
Product: Caf4p
Exons: 1
Coding region: 1-2085 (694 amino acids)
Molecular function (GO): protein binding
Source: RefSeq, a predicted model, not a curated record
AUGGCAAGCGACCAAUUUGUAAACUUAGGAAGGGCUUUAUCUACUACUGCGUCUGUUGUUUUGGGCUCCCAAUCUGUGGAGGAUACAAUACUGUCCUACAGCAGCCCCUAUAAGAAGAUGCUUCAUGAUUCGAUAACCAAUUCUGGUGGCAAAACGAGCCUUAUGAAGGCGAGUAAUUGGAGGAAUCGUUUUUCACUAUUUUCAUCUAAAAAUGGUGCAUUUCAAGAUCUUUUUCAUGCUACUUCGGGUAAGAGCUAUUUUAAAAAUGGUUUUGGAAAUUCUAGGACAAGCUUCCAGGUAUUGAGUUACCUCAGUGAUGAAUUAUUGGCUGACGUACCUAACAGCCAUUCAAGCUCGACAGGACAGUAUAAAGCAUUGACAGAAAAUGGAGAGAGACCUAAAAAGAAGAAACAUUCCAAAACACAGAAGAAUGAUGUUUCGCUCUUUCAAGGGUUUGAGGCUUCAUUGCCGGUGAUUGAUCAGACUAUCAGUUCUCAUCAGAAACGUAUUGGCAAUAAGGACAUUAAAUCCAUUAGGGAAGCAGGGACAGAGAAUAUGCCUGAUGCUUUGGAAGAAGAGGAAGACCAACUUGAAUUCAGAUUACCAGAAGGUGUCAGUCUAGAUACAAUAAACAAUACCUACUCCAUCAAGGCAUUAUCUAAUUCUAUAAAGCUCAUUACUGAUAACCUGGACCUCUUGGAAAUCCAAAAGAAUUUGGCUGCUAGUGAGAUUAAAGAGUUAGAUAUGAAAAUGGAGAAAAUAAAGGCCAUCCGCGAUUUAGUAUUUAAGAGAAUAGCAACGGUUGAACAGAAUGAGUUAUUUUUGGAAAAGCAUCUCCUGACUAUUAAGGAUAGAAUUGAUAUGAUAGAAGACUAUGAUUUGGAUAAUGAUGAUGGGAAUGAUCAUGUAGUAACUUCUCCAAAUGGACCAAAUUCUCCUUCAAAAAAGAAUCAGAUUGAUGGUGCAUCUCCAAUUGAUUCCAAUAGCCAGGAAGAGCCUCGCUCACCCUCUACUAAGAGUACCAUGAAUCAAAGUCAGCUUAAGUAUAUGCACAUUAACCAUGAGAAAAAGAUGAAGCAGCACGAACUCAGUCGGUCAAGAAAGACGCAUCCUACUCUGCAACAAUAUUAUGAACCAGGUGCCAAUAUUACAUCGUUCUCUUCUGCACAUGAUGAUAAAGUGACAUGUUUGGACUUUAAUAUGCCAUUUGGAACUUUAUGUUCAGCAGGGAAGAUGGAUCCCACGAUCAAGGUGUGGGAUUUGAGUAAAAAUAGUCGUAUUGCCUCCAUUUCCGGCCAUUUAGCCACAAUUAGUUGCAUGCAAAUGGAUGAAUACAACACGCUGAUUACUGGUGGACGUGAUGCUUUACUUAAGAUGUGGGACAUACAGAAGGCUGUAGAAGGUAAUAUCUCCCCAGAAAAUGAUGUUUGCAUUCAUACUUUUGACUCACAUAUUGAUGAGAUCACAGCACUGAGCUUUGAUGGCAGUACAUUAGUGUCUGGUUCACAGGAUCGAACUAUUCGGCAGUGGGAUUUGAAAAACGGAAAAUGUGUUCAGACUAUUGACAUUAGCUUUGCAACUGGUGGAGGAAUGUCUAGGUCAAUGAUGGCAAGCAGUGUUUUGGAUGCAAAUGAAGCACCAAUAAUUGGAGCUUUACAGUGCUAUGAUGCUGCUCUUGCUACUGGAACUAAGGACGGUAUAGUGAGACUAUGGGACUUGAGAACAGGUCGAGUUGUUCGGACCUUGGACGGUCAUACAGAUGCGGUGACUUCUUUACAAUUUGAUUCAAUGAAUUUGAUUACUGGAUCACUUGAUAAUAGUAUUCGUAUUUGGGACUUAAGAACUGGUACAUUGGCGGAUGCAUUUGCAUAUGAGCAUCCUGUGACCUGCUUGCAGUUCGACUUACAAAAGAUAGUUGCAGCAAACCAAGAAGGUACAGUAAAGGUGUAUGAUAGGCAACACAAAAAACACUGGUUUUGUGGUGGUGAUGAGAAAACCGAAAAUGUGGUGGAGUUUGUCAGAUACAAAGAUGGAUAUUUGGUGGAAGGUCGGGGUAAUGGUGAUAUCAAUGCAUGGGCAAUAUAA